GGCUGAUGAUUGGACUAGAUGAUCUUAGAGGUCUUUUCCAACCUUAAAGAUUCUGUGGUUCUGUAACCUGGGCAGCUCCCCCAGAGUGCAUGGUUCCAGGCAGCACAGCCACUCCGUUACUGCUGGGCUGCCUGAGCAGGCCCACACACAGGGAUUCUUGCCUGGAGCUGCUCUCGUGGGCUCGGAGCAGGACAGUCUGUGCAUAGGUAUGCCUAGGAGACGCUGAGUGGCGUGUAGCAGCUGUACUCAUAGCGGGAGCUGAGCUGCAGCUGCAGCGUUUCCAUGUGGCUGAGCUGCACGUGGCACAUCAGUGCCUGCUUGCUGAGAAACCUCUGAUGUGACAGCACCUGGGAGACCGUCACACGCAGCGAGCUGCUGCCACAGCACCUGAGGCACGGCCACCACUGGCUGCACAGGGCUGUGGUGGGCAGAGGGAUGGGAAGCAAGCCAUGCACAGCCCUGCCUGAAUGAGAUAGCGGUGCGGGACGGUGACUGGCAGUGUGUCACCUGUCACUGGCGCCAAGGGGAACACAUGGGCCAUAGGUUUCUUGAGGAGAGGGCUCAACCCUUUGCACCUGAAUUGUGAUCUUCUGCAAAGUCAAACCUUGCCCCACUUGGGAUAUAGGGAUCUGGAUGCGCACAGGCUCUGCUUUGGGGCUUGGAUGGUGCUGUGGUGUUUGUUAGCCCUGCAAACCCCACUGCAGAGGGCAGCAGGGCUGAAAAAAAGAAUAAUGAAGAGAAACCAAGCAGCUGGGUCGUUCCCAUCUCCAUCCAACCUAUUGCCAGGCUGGGAAUGGAUUCAUGCAGUCUCAGAACCACUUCUGCCAGCAUCCCGGUACUGGCUGCGGCGGGGCUGCUCCCAGCCCGGUGCUGGAUGCAAUUGGUCCCUCCUCCGGGACUGGGGGGGGGGCUCUGGGGGAGCCCCGGGCGCCCCGCGGGAGGAGGCUGCCGCUGUCCCCGCCUCCCGCCGCCGCUCGCUGCCGCCCCGCGUUCCGCUUCGCACCGGUACCGGCAGCGGCAGCGCGGAGAGCGGCCCCGUUCAUCCCGGGGGGAGCAGCCCCAUCCCGCCGCCAGAGGCUGAGGAAGGAGAGCUGCUCCGGAAAGGUGACAUCUUCUCAAAUGGAAGUCCCUCUUCUCAGCAUUUGAAAGCAGCAGCCAUGCCACACUUCUUGGACUGGUUUGUGCCUGUGUACCUGAUGAUCUCCAUCCUCAUCCUGGUGGGCUUUGGAGCGUGCAUUUACUACUUUGAGCCUGGCCUCCAGGAAGCCCACAAGUGGCGAACGCAGAGGCCGAUCAUGGAACGAGACCUUCGGAAGACGCUGAUGAUUCGGGACAACCUGGCCUUUGGGGUGCCCGAGGUCUGAUGUGCCUACCAGGUGGACGGAAGGCCAGAGAUGGUGGGACAGCACUCAUGCUCUGCUGGCUUGGGUCUCCUGCUUGCUACUCACACUCUGGCCCUACGCUCCUCAAGUUUGUACAGCACGGCAGGCUCAGGGCUUUUCAUGAGCUCGCAGCCCAUCCUCCAGCCAAGAGUUUCUGCUUCUCCCCAGGGAUGAUGUCUCCUCUUGGAGCCAUUCACACAAAGGGUCCCAUGUUUGUCACCUGAGCUGGAGCUGCCUGGCUUCUUGGCACAACCCCAGGAAGUCUCUGCAGGGGUAACAGGUUUGGUGAAGCUCUGCCAAACAAAGGCUCAGCAAGAUCCUGAGACAACCAUACUGAAGAUGCUCUGCUUUUCUGUUGAGGUUUUGCGAUGGAGAACUUCAGAGCCUGGUGCUCACAGUCUGAUGUUUUCAGGAGCUCUACCUUUGCACUGAACAUCUUUACUGAAGAGGUUCAUCCAAGUCCUGCAUCAUACUGUGCUGCUCUGCAGCUCUCCAGACCUGUCACGUAGACCUCUCCCGAUUGCCCACCCUUCUGCUCCCUGCCUCUGCAUGAGACAGGACACAUCUCUGUGAGCUGCCUUCUUCAGUGUGGAUAGGCUCCAGCUCUGCACCACUGCCUCUUGGCCGUCACUUCAGCACAAGCUGUGAGCCAUCCCUCCACCUGCAUGUCUCUGAGAAGGGAUAAUGCACUGCCCCUCUGUCUGGUUCCUUGAACCAACACAGGUCCCAGGCACUGGGCUGGUGUGAGUGAGCAAUGUGCCCUUGAUAAUUCUCUGGGAGUAAGAGGCAAUUUUUAGCUCUGAGGGUUUUGGCUCAGGAGGGAAUGGGUCAGGACAUCCUGUAAAUAUCUGAGGUCUUUCUGGCAUGUUUCACCUUCCCAGACUGCAGUAGUACCACUGUUACCUUCCCCACCAACACCGGGCACCCUGGCAGGAGCUCUGUCUCUGUUCUGAGCCAGAGAAGCUGAGAGCCAUUCCAUUCAGACAAACACUGUGGGUCUUGACGUGAGUCCCCUGGCUGGGGAGCCUCUCUCAGCAGGGAAAUGGAGCCAGCAGGUUUAUUCAUGUGCCAAAACUUGUGCUCACUGUGCUGAGCGAAGGCUCAAAACACAGAUGCAGCCUCACACAGGUGCAUUCCAUGUUUGUUGUGCCUUGGUUGCUUGGGGCUGGGAAAAAGACUGCACUGCGUGGCACUAAGUGCCAUCCUCAGCUUUAUUGAUCACAUUCCUGCCCCAGCCCGCCGCCCAGCUCUCCCCACAGCUCACUAAGUACUACUGUCAGUAGAGUCCACAGCAGAAUAAAGGUGUGUGCAAACCAUGUGCCCACUGUAUUGUUUCCCUGCUGUUCCCCCUGGGAGCUGCCUCCAGCCAGGAGCACUUGAUUUUGUUCCUUGAGAGCCCAGCAGCUCUCCACUGGCAGCGUUUCUGUGCUGGGCAUGAGGGAGGGGUGUCUGGGAACAAUAAAGCCAAAGGCAAAUGCUGGCUGAAAGCUGAGACUGUCUCUCAGUGAGAGUUGUGC
Numida meleagris (helmeted guineafowl) is the source of this 2899-nucleotide messenger RNA. RefSeq lists its product as uncharacterized. The record is from RefSeq and is a predicted model, not a curated record. NCBI's taxonomy places the organism in Eukaryota, Metazoa, Chordata, Aves, Galliformes, Numididae. The transcript is spliced from 3 exons. Bases 663 to 1364 code for a protein of 233 amino acids.